Messenger RNA from Boleophthalmus pectinirostris (great blue-spotted mudskipper), 10036 nucleotides. It is a transcript of the gene mast2, whose product is annotated as microtubule associated serine/threonine kinase 2. Gene Ontology annotation, cellular component: microtubule cytoskeleton. NCBI's taxonomy places the organism in Eukaryota, Metazoa, Chordata, Actinopteri, Gobiiformes, Gobiidae. The record is from RefSeq and is a predicted model, not a curated record. Gene Ontology annotation, molecular function: ATP binding; protein binding; magnesium ion binding. Gene Ontology annotation, biological process: intracellular signal transduction; peptidyl-serine phosphorylation.
ACGUCGCUGCAGACGUACAGGAAGCGCCGCGGUUCCAGUUUGACGGCCGGACGCGCUGCUCGUACACGUCCCCGUACACGUCCCGGUACCGGACACGGUUCACGUAAACAGUGCGCGCUUCUUACGGAAUGGACAGCGCGCGCACGCGCUCACCGCGGCACUUUUCCGCCUGAACCGCGGACAGAAAGCGUUUUACGAGCGUCUUAGGAGCGUUUUACGAGCGUUUUGGAGCUGAGGGGAGCGGGACACGUCCGCCCCGCCGCGCCGCGUUUUCUCCCCGAUGUGGCGCAGAGUUUUUCCGCACAGCGCGGAUGGAGACGAGCGCAAAGGUGUGAGAGCGCGGCGGUGAGAGCGUCACCGCCCGCGCCCCUCUGCGGCGGAGCGGAUCUGCCGCGCUCCAGGAGUUGAGACGCGUCACAUCCUAAAGAGGAACCAUGAAGAAAGGAGAGAACCCGGAGAACCCGGAGAACCCGGAGACCCGAGAGACUCGGGAGACUCGGCACAAGAGGAAGCUGAGCACCGGGGAGAGCGGCGGAGACGCGGCGGGAGCGGCAGGAGCGGCACCGCGGCGCAGAGCUCAGGACGUCUCUGCUCCUCCUCCUCUUCUGUUCCGGAAGCUGUCUCACCCGGACCUGUCUCCAUCCGCCGCCAAAACCAAGACCAGAACUAAACCAGGACUGAGCCGCCAACUGAGCCAGGACGAGACCAAGACCAGGACCAGGACCAUGACCGGGAAACAGCUGCUGCCUCUGUCCUGCAGUCUGCACAGUCAGCUCUCAUCUGAACCAGGACCCGGACCAGGACCGGGACCAGAGGGGGACCUGCUGAGGAUGAGAGGACACACUCUGGGACAGUCUGCCCCCUCUCUGACCACUCUGAAGGAGUUGUCGUUGCCGCACAGAGGAAGUUUUUGUCGCAGUAACAGGAAGAGCCUCAUCGUGUCCAGCACCUCCCCCACUCUGCCCCGCCCACACUCACCUCUGCACACAGGUCCCAGUCCUCUGGACAGUCCUCGGACCUUCUCCCCAAAUGCUGCUGCUCUCUUCUCCUUCGCUCCACCCAGAAGCGUCGGGCACCGAGCAGACAGGUCGGAUCAUCGUCGUUGGUCUUUGGCGUCUUUACCGUCGUCUGGAUACGGAACCAACCCCCCGAGCUCCACCGUCUCUUCUUGUUCGUCUCAGGAGCGGUUACAUCAGUUGCCCUUCCAGCCGACUCCAGAUGAAAUCAGGUUCUUCACCCGACACUUCAGCUCCAACCGAGACCAACCAGACCCGCCCAAGACCCGGCCCAGGUCCAGGUCCCUGAGUCCCGGUCGGUCUCCAGUUUCCUUCGAUCAUGAAAUCCUGAUGAUGAACCAUGUUUAUAAAGAACGUUUCCCAAAGGCGACGGCUCAGAUGGAGGAGCGUCUGGAGGAGCUUGUGGAGCUGUUGUCCUCGGUUCCUCCUGGGGGGGACGGCGUGGACGGGGAGACGUCCGGCGGUGAGGGGGGGGUUCUGUCUGACGGGGUCCUGAGCUUCAUCCAGCACCAGCUCCUGGAGCUCACCAGAGACCUUCUGGACAAGAGCCGCCAGAGACUCAUCACCUCACGCUACUUCUGUGAGCUCCAGGAGAGUCUGGAGAAACUUCUGCAGGACGCCCUGGAGCGCUCGGAGGGGGCGGAGCUGACCUCGGUGACCCUGACCAUCCGGCGUCUGAUGAUGACCAUCUCUCGGCCGGCGCGGCUCCUCGAGUGUCUGGAGUUCGACCCGGAGCAGUUCUUCCACCUGCUGCAGGCGGCCGAGGGUCAGGCCCACGGUGAAGGCAUCAGGAAAGAUCUGCCCAAGUACAUCAUCACCCAGCUGGGCCUGGACCGGGACCCGCUCCAGGAAAUGGCUCAACUCAACGACAACGAGACUCCAGAGAACGACAACAACACACAGGCGUCUGCUCCAGCUCCUGCUCCUCACCACAAGAUCAAAACUCCUCAAGAGGAGGACUUCGAGACCAUCAAACUCAUCUCCAACGGAGCCUAUGGAGCGGUGUUCUUGGUGCGUCACAGAGAGACUCGUCAGCGUUUUGCUCUGAAGAAGAUCAACAAACAGAACCUUCUCCUGAGGAACCAGGUGCACCAGGCCUUUGUGGAGCGGGACAUCCUCACCUUCGCCCAGAACCCCUUUGUGGUUUCCAUGUUCUGCUCCUUCCAGACCAAGAGGCACCUCUGCAUGGUCAUGGAGUAUGUGGAGGGGGGCGACUGUGCAACGUUGCUGAAGAACAUUGGCGCUCUCCCGGUGGAAAUGGCACGUCUUUAUUUCGCCGAGACGGUUUUGGCGCUCGAGUAUCUGCACAACUACGGCAUCGUGCACCGUGACCUCAAACCGGACAAUCUCCUCAUCACGUCUCUGGGACACAUUAAACUCACAGACUUUGGACUUUCCAAGAUCGGCCUGAUGAGUCUGACCACCAACCUGUACGAGGGGCACAUCGAGAAGGACGCCAGGGAGUUCCUCGACAAACAGGUGUGUGGGACCCCGGAGUACAUCGCCCCUGAGGUGAUCCUGCGGCAGGGUUAUGGUAAACCUGUGGACUGGUGGGCGAUGGGGGUGAUCCUCUACGAGUUUCUGAUCGGCUGCGCUCCGUUCUUUGGAGACACGCCGGAGGAGCUGUUCGGACAGGUGAUAAGCGAUGAGAUCGUUUGGCCUGAGGGAGAUGAAGCUUUGCCUUCAGACGCUCAGGACCUGAUCUCCAACCUCCUGAGACAAGACCCUCUGGAGAGACUGGGAACAGGUGGAGCUCUGGAGGUGAAGCAGCAUCUCUUCUUCUCUGAUUUGGACUGGAACAGUUUACUGCGACAGAAGGCGGAGUUCAUCCCCCAACUCGAGUCUGAGGACGACACCAGCUACUUUGACACUCGGUCCGAUCGGUUCCAGCACCUGGACUCUGAGGAGGACGAGGACACGAACGAUGAAGAAACCGUCGAGAUCCGACAGUUCUCCUCCUGCUCCCCCCGAUUCAGCAAGGUUUACUCGAGUCUGGAGCGUCUUUCUCUGGAUGGAGAGAAAAGGACGACUCCUCCUCCGUCCAAACGCAGCCUCAGUGAAGACACUGACCUACGAAGGGCACAGGACCGAGGACAGAGGACACCAGACCGAGGAGGGACACUCGGGUCUCCUGACAACCUGAGGAAGCGUCUCUCGAUCUCGGACUCGUCUCACACGGAGAGCGAUUCGUCGCCACCUCUGACCGUUCGCCGCCGCUGCAUCUCGGCGCUCAUCGCCAACGACAGCGGAGGCGUCAGUAAAAGUCCAAGUUUCCUGAAGAGCCAGAAGUCUGAGGAUCUUCCAGCCUCCAUCCCAGAGACGCCUGGACCCGGUCUGGACCUGUCUGGGUCUGGGUCUGGGUCUGGGUCCAGGUCUGGGUCUGGAUCCGGGUCCGGUUCUGGUCUGGAGCCUGUGAAGAAAGCUCUGAGUCUGGACGAGUCUCUGGUCUCAGUGAGCGGCUCCAAACCAGACUCUCCCUCUGCCCCUGACUCCGCCCCUGACCAGACUGACUCCGCCCCUCACCAGACUGACUCCGCCCAUAAACCCAAGAUCGCCGCGGCGCCCAAAACUUCUGACCCUUUUCUUAAACCUGAAGCCCGCCAAACACCCAGCUCCGCCCACCAAACACCCAGCUCCUCCCACCAAACACCCAGCUCCGCCCACCAAACACCCAGCUCCUCCCACCAAACACCCAGCUCCUCCCACCAAACACCCAGCUCCGCCCACCAAACACCCAGCUCCUCCCCUAAAUGCCCUGACUCCUCCCUCAGAACCCUGACUCCACCCCUAAACACCCUGACUCCUCCCUCAGAACUCCUGACUCCACCCCUAAACCUCCUGACUCCACUCCUAAGCGCCCUGACUCCUCCCUCAGAACUCCUGUCCGCCCCCAGAGCCACAAGUGACCUGGCGGCGCGUCGUGCUCGUCACAGACUUCUGUCUGGAGACGCCGAGAAGCCGCAGCCUCAGGCCACGCCCACCGUCUUCAGCAAGGUCAUAAAGUCCGCCUCCUCCUCGGCGCUGUCCCUCAUGAUCCCCUCAGAUCACCAUGGAGUGUCCCCAUUGGCCAGCCCGAUGUCGCCGCACUCUCUCUCGUCCAAUCCGUCGUCUCGAGACUCGUCGCCGAGUCGUGACCUGUCGCCGGCGGUGACCUGCGCCCGCCCCCCCCUCACCAUCCACCGCGCCGGCAAAAAGUAUGGCUUCACCCUCCGCGCCAUCCGGGUCUACAUGGGCGACAGCCACGUGUACGCCGUGCACCACAUGGUCUGGGAGGUGGAGGAGGGGGGUCCGGCGCACGAGGCGGGGCUCAGAGGAGGAGACCUGAUCACCCACGUGAACGGAGAGGCCGUGCACGGACUCGUGCACACGGAAGUGGUGCAGCUCAUCCUCAAGAGCGGUUCUAAAGUGUCGAUCUGUGCGACUCCGUUCGAGAACACGUCGAUUCGAGUCGGACCUGCGAGAAAAACCCACAAACGACACAAGAUGUUCCGACGCAGCAACAAGAGAGAGGGACCCGACAGUAAGAAGAAGUCGUCUCUGUUUCGCCGCAUCACGAGGCAGUCGUCUCUGCUCCACACGAGCCGCAGCCUCUCGUCUCUGAACCGCUCGCUGUCGUCAGGAGAGAGCGGCCCCGCCUCCCCCACCCACCUGUCCCCGCCCACCCAGGCCCACAGGUGCACACCUGACUCCGCCCACUCAGGUGGUUCUCCUCAGAGCUCCUCCCCGACCUCAUCGGUGCCGAACUCCCCGGCGGCCAUCAGCACUUUGCUGAUUUUUGCAAGUUGUAACGUUCCUUCAGUGAGCGGCUCCAAACCAGACUCUCCCUCUGCCCCUGACUCCGCCCCUGACCAGACUGACUCCGCCCCUCACCAGACUGACUCCGCCCAUAAACCCAAGAUCGCCGCGGCGCCCAAAACUUCUGACCCUUUUCUUAAACCUGAAGCCCGCCAAACACCCAGCUCCGCCCACCAAACACCCAGCUCCUCCCACCAAACACCCAGCUCCGCCCACCAAACACCCAGCUCCUCCCACCAAACACCCAGCUCCUCCCACCAAACACCCAGCUCCGCCCACCAAACACCCAGCUCCUCCCCUAAAUGCCCUGACUCCUCCCUCAGAACCCCUGACUCCACCCCUAAACACCCUGACUCCUCCCUCAGAACUCCUGACUCCACCCCUAAACCUCCUGACUCCACUCCUAAGCGCCCUGACUCCUCCCUCAGAACUCCUGACUCCGCCCCCAGAGCCACAAGUGACCUGGCGGCGCGUCGUGCUCGUCACAGACUUCUGUCUGGAGACGCCGAGAAGCCGCAGCCUCAGGCCACGCCCACCGUCUUCAGCAAGGUCAUAAAGUCCGCCUCCUCCUCGGCGCUGUCCCUCAUGAUCCCCUCAGAUCACCAUGGAGUGUCCCCAUUGGCCAGCCCGAUGUCGCCGCACUCUCUCUCGUCCAAUCCGUCGUCUCGAGACUCGUCGCCGAGUCGUGACCUGUCGCCGGCGGUGACCUGCGCCCGCCCCCCCCUCACCAUCCACCGCGCCGGCAAAAAGUAUGGCUUCACCCUCCGCGCCAUCCGGGUCUACAUGGGCGACAGCCACGUGUACGCCGUGCACCACAUGGUCUGGGAGGUGGAGGAGGGGGGUCCGGCGCACGAGGCGGGGCUCAGAGGAGGAGACCUGAUCACCCACGUGAACGGAGAGGCCGUGCACGGACUCGUGCACACGGAAGUGGUGCAGCUCAUCCUCAAGAGCGGUUCUAAAGUGUCGAUCUGUGCGACUCCGUUCGAGAACACGUCGAUUCGAGUCGGACCUGCGAGAAAAACCCACAAACGACACAAGAUGUUCCGACGCAGCAACAAGAGAGAGGGACCCGACAGUAAGAAGAAGUCGUCUCUGUUUCGCCGCAUCACGAGGCAGUCGUCUCUGCUCCACACGAGCCGCAGCCUCUCGUCUCUGAACCGCUCGCUGUCGUCAGGAGAGAGCGGCCCCGCCUCCCCACCCACCUGUCCCCGCCCACCCAGGCCCACAGGUGCACACCUGACUCCGCCCACUCAGGUGGUUCUCCUCAGAGCUCCUCCCCGACCUCAUCGGUGCCGAACUCCCCGGCGCCGGGUCACGCCGCGGGUCACGCCGCGGGUCACGCGCGCGGUCACGCGGGUCAGCCGCGGGUCACGCCGCGGGUCACGCCGCGGGUCACGCCGCGGGUCACGCCGCGGGUCACGCCGCGGGUCACGCGGGUCCGCGGGUCACAUCAGGCCCAGCUCUCUGGCGGGUUUGGGGCAUAAGCUUCAGCGUCAGUACCGUUCUCCUCGGAGGAAAUCUGCGGGGAACAUCCCUCUGUCGCCGCUCGCCCGCACGCCGUCUCCACCCCCUUCGGCCGGGACGCCACCGCGCUCGCCCUCCCCUCUACCGCCCGGCGCCACGUUCCCGGUGUCACUUCGUUCUUCGCCCCCUGUCGCCCGGCAGGUGUCCCCUGUCACUCGGCAGGUGUCCCCUGUCGCCCGGCAGGUGUCUCGCCCUAAAAGUGGGGACUCCCCUCGCUCGCCCCUGCUGAAGAGAGUCCAGUCUGCAGACAAACUGUGUGUGAGCGCCCCCUGUGCCCCGAGCCCCGGACCUGCACCCGGAACCGGAACCGCACCCGGACCUGCACCCGGAACCGGAACCGCACCCGGACCUGCACCCGGAACCGGAACCGCACCCGGACCCGCACCCGGACCUGCAGCCGGACCCGCACCCGGACCUGCACCCGGACCCGCAGCCGGACCCGCAGCCGGACCCACAGCUGGACCCACAGCCGCCCCCACCCGGAAACCGGGCCUGGACCCAACUCACAGUCUGCAGACUGUUCUAACCCGGUCCCCGUCUCUGGUGCAGGACUCGUCUCUGGUGCAGGACUCGUGUCUGGACCCUGGACCUCCUUCGGUCCCGGAGCCGCCGUCGGUCCGGUCUCAGUCCAAACUGAAGGACAAACUGUCGACGAUUCGCCAGGACCGAGCCGAGCGCCGCGAGUCUCUGCAGAAACAAGACGCCAUCCACGAGGUCGACUCCUCCGAGGACGAAGACCCGGACUUCUGUAGACCCGGGACUAAACCUGGACCAGACACCGGACCGGAGAUCAUCCGGACCGGACCGGGCGGGACUCUGCCGUCUCUAUGUCUGUCCCCGUCCCCGCAGCUCGCCACGUUCAGCCCCGCCCCUCCUCAGCUGACCCCGCCCCCUCGGCCCCAGGGGGCAGAGUUCUGCUCGAGACUCGGGAGCGCCUUCAAAACGGUCAAGAGGAGCCCAGAACCCAGAGCCGCCACCGCCGCUGGCACUUUCGCCAAACCACUGCCACCAAAGACCCAACCCGCCCCCGACAGACAGACUCAGACCGGACCGGGACCUGAGACCAGACCAGAGACCAGGCUGGAGACCAGACCUGAGUCUUUCUCUAAACCACCGCCCCCUGAAGCUGAAGCUCCUCCUUCAGUGUUUCCUCCAGACCGAAGCUCCGCUCGUCUUUGCACAGAGAAAGUCUCAGCGGAGGGAAAGAAACUCAAUGGAACUUUUUCAGAAACGGAGAUCAGCUCGAGACCCAGACCAGAUCCGAGACCAGGUCUGAGUCCAGGACUUGACCCAGGACUGAGUGUUUCUGCUGGUUUGACCUCGUCUCUAAAAACAGGAACCACUUUUGAGUCAGACUCAGCGAAAAAAACCCGUUCAGAGUCCACACCUGGUCCUGGUCCUGGUCCUGAUCCAGGUCCAGGUCCUGAUCCAGGUCCAGGUCCAGGUCCAGGUCCUGGUCCUGGUCCUGGUCCAGAGUCCAGACCCGGUCCCAGUCCAGUGUCAUCUCCAGGUUUGUCCAAAAGGAAGAAGGACGCAGACAAUCGCAGACUCUCGGCUCAGAUCUCGAGUCGGGAAUCGUCGGUGAAAAGUGUUUUGGCUCCGGUGACGCUUAAGAGCCAGGACCGCACCUGUCUAUACCUGAGCACCUGUCUAAGCUUGACAGGCGCAAAGGCUGAAGAAGAACCAGAAGCUCCUGCGGCUCAAAGAGGAACGCAGAAACCCUCCAAAACCGGGCCCCAGGAUUCUGGAGCACAACAAACCAGAGCCGACCCGAAAAAGGACCAAAAGGAACCGCAGGAGCAAACGGAACCGCAGGAGCAAACGGAACCGCAGGAGCAAACAGAACCGCGGGAGCCCGGCUCAGUCUGAGUCCGAGAGGUUCUGAGAGGUUCUGCUUUGCUGGAGAAGCUCAGAACCUCAAACUUCAAACAUUUCACACCUCAGUCCUGAACUCACCGCCGAACUCACCACCGCCGCCGCAUCUGCGCACAGCUAACGUGCUAACUCGCUAACGUGCUAACCCGCUAACGUGCUAACCCGCUAACGUGCUAACCCGCUAGCCACGGCAGUUUGAUUGACAGCGUUGCGAGGGGGCGGUGCAUCUGCAGUCUGGCUCCUGAUUGGCUCUUUGUUUGUUCUGAUCCUCGUGGUUGGAGUCGAGCUCUGGAUUCGCCGCCGUCGAUGCUCCUGCGGCGACGUCACGCCGGGCCAGGGGGGCGGGGGGAGGGGGGGGUCUACGUCUGUGUCUAUGGUGGAAUGUUGAGCGGUUGCCGCGGUGACCCGACGCACACGUCAGGAAGCUGAAGCCUCAGAUUAAAGCGUGGCUCUGGUUUCUCGUCCUGGUCGGACUCUGAAGCGGCGUCUGAUUGGCCGACGCUGGUCACACGGCAGCGGCGGUUUUUGCCAAACAAAAUGUCCGCCGCGUCUUUGCACUUUUCCUGGUUCUUUUGUCGCUGUUUUCUUUUGCUCUGAAUGUUCCAGAAUGUGUUUUUUAUUUGUUUACAUUUGUCUGAGACUUUGGGAGAAUCCUGCUCUGGAAACUUUGAACGCUUCAGGUCCACACAGACCUGAGGAACGCUGCACCAGGUCCACCAGGUCCAUCAUCUCCAUCAUCUCACCAUGUUCUACAAAGAUUUAAAGAUUUGUUUGAAAAGUUGGAGUCGUUUCUGGAGCUGAAACUUCUGACCUGAAGAAAAAAAGAAACGACUUUUAGAAACAAGAAACACACACUUCUCUUUGUGUGUGUGUGUGUGUGUUUGGACCUGUGUGUGUUGUGUGUGUUUGGACCUGUGUGUGUUGUGUGUGUUUGGACCUGUGUGUGUGUGUUGUGUGUGUUUGGACAUGUGUGACUGGAUCGUUGUGUGUGUGUUUGGACCUGUGUGUGUGUUGUGAGGACAUGUGUGUGUUGUGAGGACAUGUGUGACUGGAUCUUGUGUAUGUGUGUGUGUUUGGACGUGUGUGACUGGAUAGUUGUGUGUGUUGUGAGGACCUGUGUGACUGGAUAGUUGUGUGUGUUGUGAGGACCUGUGUGUGUUUGGACCUGUGUUUUGUGUGAUUGGAUCUUGUGUGUGUGUGUUGUGUGUGUGUUUGGACCUGUGCGUGUGUGUGUUGUGAGGACGUAUGUGACUGGUUCUUGUUUUGUGUGUGUUGUGAGGACGUUUGUGUGUGUUGUGAGGACAUGUGUGACUGGUUCUUGUUGUGUGUGUGUGUUUGGACCUGUGUGUGUGUUGUGAGGACACGUGUGACUGGUUCUUGUUGUGUGUGUGUGUGUUUGGACCUGUGUGUGUGUUGUGAGGACAUGUGUGACUGGUUCUUGUUGUGUUUGUGUGUUUGGACCUGUGUGUGUGUUGUGAGGACAUGUGUGACUGGUUCUUGUUGUGUGUGUGUGUUUGGACCUGUGUGUGUGUUGUGAGGACAUGUGUGACUGGUUCUUGUUGUGUGUUCUCUGUUGGACUCUGGAGAUUUUAAAGUUUGAUUUUGUUGUGAUGUUUGUGUUUGUCCUGAAGGAGGCGCCGCUUUUCAAUAAAACCACAAAACCAAAAGAUUUUUACAGAAAACCACAAAAACAAAAGGACUCUGGGCUUGAUUUUUUGCACAACUACACACAAACGCACAACUACACACAAACUACAAACGCACAACUACACACAAACUACAAAUGCACAACUACACACAAACUACAAACGCACAACUACACACAA